Oncorhynchus kisutch (coho salmon) is the source of this 1852-nucleotide messenger RNA. RefSeq names its product rho-related GTP-binding protein RhoE-like. The transcript has 5 exons. Bases 408 to 1079 code for a protein of 223 amino acids. Lineage: Eukaryota; Metazoa; Chordata; Actinopteri; Salmoniformes; Salmonidae. Gene Ontology annotation, biological process: small GTPase-mediated signal transduction. The record is from RefSeq and is a predicted model, not a curated record. Gene Ontology annotation, molecular function: GTPase activity; GTP binding.
CUGAUACAUGCGUGCUCGACCUACUUGCGCAACGCCCUCGCUCUCUGACUAGAAAUUGGAGUGAAUCCUCAAUCUCCUGCAAACUCCAGGCUGAGGACCGUUGAGUCUUAAAGGGUCUGGAGCUCUCGGAUACAGGACUGGCUAUAUGGGACGCUACUUGGAUGUCACAGUCUUUCACUCUCCUAAGGGAUCAUAUUAAUUAUUUAAAGGUUUUCUAUUUUUACAUUUUUUAAGUUACUUUCCCGUCGCGACGUUCUCAUUAUGUGCAGCUGGCUGCUGCAGUCCGCCCAUCAUCAUACUUGGGAAUCUAGAACGUUCGGAUGUUCUGUUGAUCCCGACUUUAUUCUUCUUUAGGACACUUUCUAUUUUAUGGAAAGACUGAGGACAAUAUCACAAUUCGUUCCAAAAUGGAUUUAAAUCCAAGCGUAAAAUGUAAAAUAGUUGUCGUUGGGGAUAGUGAAUGUGGGAAAACCGCUCUACUAAAUGUGUUUGCAAAAGAUUCAUUUCCUGAGGGCUACAUUCCCACGGUGUUUGAGAACUACACGGCAAGUUUUGAAAUCGAUACGCAGAGAGUUGAACUCCGUCUGUGGGACACUUCAGGCUCUGCAUACUAUGACAACGUGCGACCUCUCUCCUACCCGGACUCUGAUGCAGUCCUCAUCUGUUUUGACAUCAGCAGACCAGAGACCCUGGACAGUGUACUGAAGAAGUGGAAAGGAGAGAUUGAGGAAUUCUGUCCCAACACCAAGAUGCUGCUGGUGGGGUGCAAGUCAGACCUACGCACCGACCUUUUUACCAAAUCUCACUCUGGCCAUACCCCAGUGUCCUAUGAUCAGGGCUCUAACAUGGCCAAGCAGAUCAGUGCUCCGUACAUCGAGUGUUCGUCUCUGCAGUCUGAGAACAGCGUCAGGGACCUCUUCCACGUGGCCACGCUGGCCUGCGUCAACAAGGGCAACAAGAACGUCAAACGCAACAAGUCCUCCAGGAGCACCAAGAGGAUCUCACACAGCAGACCAGACCUGCCCACCGUGGUGUCAGACUUCCAGAAGACUAAAACUAAGACCUGUGCUGUUAUGUGACUGGGAUGAUGUCAUUAGAGAGACUGGGAGACACUGUGAACAUGCUAAUGAGCAUUUGAAUUUUGUACAACCAUGAAGAGCUUUAUGCACUAUUAGUGUGCCAACUGAAUGAGGGAUGGUGUUGAGAUGGUGAAAACAUCUACGUUAUACCCUGCUUUUUUACACGCUAGGGGAAGCAUAAAAACAAGGUGUAAAUGAACACGUCAUGAACUAGAUGUAUCCCAGACAGUCGUCACUAAAGAGCUCUACUUUUAUUCUCAGCUUGAACUUGAAUCCUAUGGUUUAGAACACAGGCAGGGUUGAAGAAUCCUGACUAUUGAAAAGCAUCCAUUUCUGAAGUGUUGCAGGUACCAGUGUUUUGGGGGUCUGCUGUUUUCAAGGAUCCUGUGUUCUUCCCAGUAAUGAACCGAAAUUGUUGUGAGGAGAGACAAUGAAGGAUAUGAGAGCAGUUAGAUUGUGUAAUGUACAGAGAAGCAAUGAUGACAACCAAGAUGUUGUCUGAGCAGAAUUGAUGCAUGUCACGUGUUGUCACCAUUUACAUUUCCUUUUUUCUUAAUGUUGCCCUUUUCUGAAUCUCUUUAUUACAAUGUAUUAUUCUAAAACAAUGUCAAAAUAGUUCAUUUCAGAACUGUCAAUUUGCCAUGUUUAAAUGUACUGUAGUCAUGUAAAUGUGGUACAUGUUUGAAUUUAUACUUAUGCACGUAUAAGCCCAUCAUUAAAUGCCUCAGUGCUGCAUUUAUUGACCAUUGGGAAGUACAUACUUUCCUACUGAA